GACAGAUUAGAGCCGAGGCAGCAGGGCGUUACUUAAUAAUAAGCACUGGUAAAGAGCAGGGGAGGGGACGAACCCACACUAAAACAUGGAAGAGAAAAGAGAAACUCAAGUAGCACAUUGAAUGUCUAAGUAACUGCAUUUUAAAGGAAACACCCGGCAAGGAUUUAAGCUGCUGGUGGGACACGGAAGGACUGAAACCCUGCACUCCUGUUGACAUCUGGAUUUUAAAAAGAAAGCCACAAACUGUGAUUGGUAUAUCUUUGGGAUAAGAUUCGCCUUCACCGUGAGGACCAGAGCCUGUGGAGCUUACGCAUUUCGAGCCCCCUACACUUGUGAUUGUUAUUGGAUCGGAAGUAUCCAUCUACAGCAGAACCACAAGUACCGCAACCAAGCGGCGGCCUGUUCUCAUCAAUAUUUAAUAGCUUCUUAAUGGCUACUGAUGUUUCAUUCUGAUUGAUUGAGCCUUGAAUCCAUUACCACCUUUUAUCAGAUUCAAAUCAGAACUGCCGCAGUGUACAAUAGAUAACAUUUGCUUCAUUAAUUAUUAACACAUCUUUACAUCAUAUUGUAGUUCCACACAUACAAACAUCCAACACAGAGUAGCAGUUGACCCUACACUGUUUACCCCACAAGCUCAGAAUGGAGGAGCACAUUUAUGCUACAGGCAUGGCCGCCAAGCUGAGGAGCCAGUGGGAUCGCAAUGAUGGUCUGGGACAGAACCACAACGCCGUGAAGUUACUGGGUCAGGACUAUGAGAGUCUAAGAGCCCAGUGCCUGCAGAGUGGGAAACUGUUUGAGGAUCAUUUGUUCCCUUGUGCUGCGUCAUCUCUGGGAUUCAAUGAGCUCGGCCCGAGAUCCUCCAAGACCCUAGGAACCCGCUGGAUGAGACCCACGGAGUUCUGCAAACGCCCCGAGUUCAUUGUGGAUGGAGCUACUCGCACAGACAUCUGCCAAGGAGCUCUGGGGGACUGCUGGCUGCUGGCAGCCAUUGCCUCCCUGACCUUAAACAACAAUCUCCUCCACAGAGUGGUUCCUCAUGGACAGAGCUUUGGACAGGGAUAUGCCGGCAUCUUUCACUUCCAGUUCUGGCAGUUCGGUGAGUGGGUGGAGGUGGUGAUCGAUGACCGGCUGCCAGUGAAGGAUGGGAAGCUGCUGUUUGUCCACUCUGCAGAGGGGACUGAGUUCUGGAGCGCCCUGCUGGAGAAGGCCUAUGCUAAGUUGAACGGCUGUUAUGAGGCUCUGUCAGGAGGCAGCACGUCAGAGGGCUUUGAGGACUUUACAGGCGGCGUGACGGAAAUGUACGAUCUGAAGAAAGCCCCCUCUGACCUCUACAACAUCAUCAGCAGAGCCAUAGAGAGAGGAUCACUGCUGGGCUGCUCCAUAGACAUCACCAGCUCCGCAGACAGUGAGGCUGUCACGUUUAAGAAGCUGGUGAAGGGACACGCGUACUCUGUGACCGCUGUGGACGAGGUUGUCUACAGAGGAAAUCCGACUAAGCUGGUUCGCGUCAGGAACCCCUGGGGGGAAGUGGAAUGGACCGGAGCCUGGAGCGACAACUCCAGAGAAUGGGACAAUGUGGAUCGCUCCAUCAGAAGUCGGCUACAAAACCGCAGCGAGGACGGUGAAUUCUGGAUGUCGUUCAGUGACUUCUUGCGUGAGUUCAGCCGUCUGGAGCUUUGCAACCUGACGGCUGACGCCCUGCAGAACACCCAGAUGAAGAAAUGGAGCUCCUCGCUCUAUCAGGGAGAGUGGAGGAGAGGCAGCACUGCUGGAGGCUGCAGGAACUUCCCAGCAACUUUUUGGCUCAACCCUCAGUUCAAGCUUGUGCUGCAGCACCCGGACACUCCUGGCCAACCAGAUUGCAGUUUCCUGGUCGGGCUCAUGCAGAAAGACCGCAGGAAGAAACGGCGGGAGGGCAAAGACAUGGAGACCAUUGGAUUCGCCCUCUAUGAGGUUCCACAAGAGUUCAAGGGCAGGACAGGGGUCCACCUGAAGAAAGAAUUUUUCCUCACCCACGCCUCCAGCGCUCGCUCAGAGCUCUUCAUAAACCUGAGGGAGGUCAGCUCGCGGUUGCAGCUACCAGCGGGAGAAUACAUCAUCGUCCCCUCCACCUUCGAGCCGCACAAAGAGGCCGACUUUGUCCUCAGGGUUUUCUCUGAGAAGCCCGCUGAGUCUGAGGAGCUUGAUGAUGACGUUAUAGCAGAUCUUCCAGCAGAGACUCGGCUGGAUGAGAGCCAGAUCGACGCAGGCUUCAAGAGUCUCUUCAGGCAGCUGGCAGGGCCGGACAUGGAGAUCAGCCUUGCAGAGCUGCAAACCAUAUUGAACAGGAUCAUCAGCAAACAUAAAGACCUGAAGACAGAUGGCUUCACAAAAGAAGCUUGUCGCAGUAUGAUAAACCUCAUGGACACGGACGGCAGUGGAAAGCUGGGCCUGACAGAGUUCCAUGUACUCUGGGAAAAGAUUAAACGAUACCUGACUAUAUUCAGGGAGUUCGACUUGGACAAAUCGGGCACCAUGAGCUCCUACGAGAUGAGGAUGGCCCUGGAUUCUGCAGGUUUCAAGCUGACCAACCACCUGUUCCAGCUGAUCAUCCUGCGCUACACAGAGGCAGACAUGACUGUCGACUUUGACAACUUUGUUACCUGUCUGGUCAGACUGGAGACCAUGUACAAAACCUUUCAGACCAUGGACACAGAUAAGGACAAAGUCAUAUCCCUCAACUUCUUUCAGUGGAUUACGCUGACCAUGUUUGCCUAGAGAUGAGUGGAGUCCUCUUUAACUGUUGCACUGCAUCCUGCUGCAGCUUCAGGCCCAAUUUGUUGUUGUUUUUAGAAGUGCCUUUUUCUGCUUUGGUUCUUCCUCUCCUCCACGCAGCUCGCUGCUGAGGCCCUGCUGAUGCUAAAAGACUGUAAAUUCAUCUUUACAGUGCCUAUAUUGAAAACAUGUGCCAGUCCUUUAUUUGUCACCUGUUUUGCCAACAGAACGAUGCUCACUUAUUGCAGCCUGGCUGUCAACUCUGUGGUAGCACUGACUGUGAGCAAGGCAGACCGCUUUAUAGCUGUGCAAACAUUUUUUUGAGGCAGAGCUAUUCUCAGGGCAAAAAAUAAACGUAUUGGUUAAAUUUCAGUGCCAGGAGCCAAAAACAUCUUACAUUUUUGUUAUGAUAUGUAGCUUGCUUGGUUUGGGGAAAAAAAAUGCAAUCUAGCCAUUGGUUAUAUUUCACCUCCUUAAGUUCUCCUUAGCCUAGCUGUCGUUCAUGGUUCAUGUUCAAGAUUCUAGCUUGUAGAUACCACGUUUUAUAAGACCAAUCCUGACAUAUAAGAUAAUAAAUGAAUGAAUUUAGUAGUCAAAUACAUUGAUGAAUUUACUAAUACACAUUAAAACAGAUACAAUUGAUAAAGAAAUUGAGGAAAAAUAUGGAGUAACUCAAGUUGUCAAGUAGCUAACUAGCAUUUCAAAUAUUUGUUUUUGCUGUCCAACAUGGACACUGUGGCAUUGUAACUCAACCAGUAUGAUUAGUUUUGCUCUAUUAAAUCUAUGCAGAACCAAGGAUUUGCCCCUUUUAGGGUGGUUAAGUAAGAUAUUUCAAGUCAAUCAGUGGUUUACUUUUUAAGGGUGUUUUAUAUUAGGAACUGGCUAUCGAUGAUUACUCUUUAUGGUAAAAUGUAGAUAAGCACUAUACUGUAAGGGAUGAGUCUGCAUGACUACAUUCGUCUGCCAAGGGGAAAUAAUACUUUUGGACAGAUUUUUGAUUAAAUUGAAUUGAUGUGGGGAAAUACAAUCUGUGUCUAUUUUACAAAGAGUUACUGUACUUGAGGACAGCCUGACAAUCUGCAAAACACUCCUCAAAGAGCAUAUUUUAAGAAAAAAAUGUUUCAAGUUGAGCCUUCUGUCAGUUAUCACAGUCUCAGUGCCAGAUGUGGUCAAUGUGGAGAGCUGUUGAGUGUGCCAGCUUGUUCUUUAGCUUCUACUCUUUACUACAUUCAUAUGUGCUGAAUGUGCGUAAUGUGUAUCUCUACUCAGCCUUUGUAGGAACGCUGCCGGCCUGGCACUUUCCGUUUACAUCUUGUGCCAAGCAACAAGGGUCCACUCAUGAAGCUUCACUGGGCCCUGCAGUGCAGAGACAGCAGUGUGCUGUUUCAUGUAGAAUGUGUUGAGUUAUAUUUCCCUAAACUAAUCCUGUUUAGCUUUAAGACGUACCUGCUUAUCAUUAUGCAUGGAACAUAUGAAAAAAUACUUUUAUAUAAAUGUCGGAACUGGAUGUCAUGAGGGAUUUGUCAGCCUUGUUUAAUCUUGCCUUUUAAAGAGAACAAGAACACGUCAGUAUGUUAAGGUGAAGGUCAACUAUUAUGCAAGAUGUGUGAAUAUGUUGUAUGCAUGUAGUGUGAAAUGUGAUAUAUUGUCUGUUUCUGGGGAGCAAGUAUUUCAUUUGAAGAGUAUUCCAAAAUAAUGUCACUUUUGGAAAAAAAGAGAAAAGACUUGAAAGCCUUUUAAGUAUGGAGUAUCUACAAUUCAAGUGUUUUAAAUACCCAAAAUGUUUCUUCUACCAAUUUUUUUUGUCUUUUUGUAAAUGGAAGAAUUUAAUUUGAAACAAUUCAUCAAAAAGCAACUGCCAAGCCCAUAAAUUUAUAUGAUACUCCAACAAUGCCAGCAUUCUUGUCUUCAGUUUUUGCGCGUAAUGCUUAUAUAACAUUACUUAAUGUUUACACAAGUAACAUUCUGAGUCUCUUUGGACCCAUUCAUCAUGCAGUACAGUGGUUUACUUUGUGGCGUCUCUGUAAAACUUCCAUACACACUUUGAAAAUAAACAUGGGGGUGUUUUCAUGA
Molecule: messenger RNA, 4827 nt
Organism: Dicentrarchus labrax (European seabass)
Lineage: Eukaryota; Metazoa; Chordata; Actinopteri; Moronidae
Gene: capn1
Product: calpain 1
Exons: 22
Coding region: 640-2757 (705 amino acids)
Biological process (GO): proteolysis
Cellular component (GO): cytoplasm
Molecular function (GO): calcium ion binding; calcium-dependent cysteine-type endopeptidase activity
Source: RefSeq, a predicted model, not a curated record